Astyanax mexicanus (Mexican tetra) is the source of this 1929-nucleotide messenger RNA. RefSeq names its product annexin A5b (gene anxa5b). Bases 178 to 1131 code for a protein of 317 amino acids. Gene Ontology annotation, cellular component: cytoplasm. Gene Ontology annotation, molecular function: calcium-dependent phospholipid binding; calcium ion binding. The transcript is spliced from 13 exons. NCBI's taxonomy places the organism in Eukaryota, Metazoa, Chordata, Actinopteri, Characiformes, Acestrorhamphidae. The record is from RefSeq and is a predicted model, not a curated record. Gene Ontology annotation, biological process: negative regulation of coagulation.
GAACGCUUUAAUAAUAGUGUACUUCUCCUCCUCUGCCCUCAUUCCUCCUCUUUUUCUCUUCUCGUCUUUCGUUCUCUCUCUGUUUCUCUCUCUCUCUCUGUGGUUCUGUAGCUGCAGCUGCUACUGCUGAGCUUUUUGCAGUAACUUCACUGAAGAACACACCAGUCAGGAGUUAUAAUGGCCGGAAGAGGAACUGUGAAGCCCCAGAGUGGAUUUGAUGCCAAUAAAGAUGCUGAGGUUCUUUUUAAGGCCAUGAAAGGACUGGGCACUGAUGAGGCAACUAUUCUGCAGCUACUGACCUCCCGCAGCAACGCUCAACGCCAACAGAUCAAAACUGCCUACAAGACCCUGCAUGGCAAGGACUUGGUGAAUGAUCUGAAGUCAGAGCUGGGAGGGAAGUUUGAGGAUCUGGUCGUGGGGCUGAUGGUUACACCUGUGAUCUUUGAUGUGACCACACUGAGAAAUGCCAUUAAGGGGGCGGGCACCAAUGAGAAAGCAUUGAUUGAGAUCCUGGCCUCUAGAACUCCUAAUGAGAUUCGUGAAAUCAUCAAGACCUACAAACAGGAAUAUGACCAUAACCUGGAGGAUGAUGUGACUGGUGACACUAGUGGACACUUCAAGAGAGUGCUGGUCAUUUUGCUACAGGCCAACAGACAGCAGGGUGUACAAACCGGCAACAUCCAGAGUGAUGCUCAGGCCCUGUUUAAUGCAGGUGAGAAGAAAUACGGAACUGAUGAAGAUGAGUUCAUCACUAUUUUGGGGAACCGCAGUGCUGAACACCUUAGACAAGUGUUUGAUGCGUAUAUGAAGCUGUCAGGUUUUCAGAUAGAAGAAAGCAUACAGAGAGAAACUUCUGGAGGACUGAGAGACGUACUUCUGGCUAUAGUGAAGUGUGCCAGAAGUGUUCCUGCCUAUUUUGCUGAGUGUCUGUACAAUUCCAUGAAGGGUGCAGGAACUGAUGAUGCCACUCUGAUAAGGAUCAUGGUCUCUCGCAGUGAAAUUGAUCUGCUGGAUAUACGUGCCGAGUUCAGGAAGUUGUUUGCAACUUCUCUGCACAAGAUGAUUCAGAAUGACACCUCUGGGGAUUAUCGUAAAACCCUGCUGCUGCUGUGUGCUGGAGACGAUGCCUAAUUCUACAGAUCUACAGUGAAGAAAACUCUGAGCAUUUCUGUUCAUGACGAAAGCAUUCAUUAGAUAACAUACUUGUUUACUUACAAUGCCAUUUUAAUGAAUUUCAGACGUAUGAAAAUGAAAUUCAGACUAUUUAUUCUUUGUACAUGCAACUAAUAGCAAUAACUACAAUUAAUAGCAUUAGAAUUGAAUAAUCUAUGUUCAUGAAGGCUUUUUUUGAUAAAUCCUGGCAGUUUUAUACGCUUGUGUAACAGUCUGUACUGUGUGAAAUGUAAUGCUUAGCUAUAAAAGAAACAAUUAGGUUGGGUUGGGUUGGGUAGUCGAGUUUAACGCCACAUCAGCUCGUCGGCUAUUUCGCGGCAGGAAAGGUACUGUCUAAUCACAAGGUUCUACGAUCUAAGCCAUCGCAAGGCAGACAGACACAGACAGACACACAGACACAUUCACUCACACACUCACACCUAAGGGGCAAUUUCAAUCAAGUUCCAAUUAGCCUGAACGUGCCGUCUUUGGACUGUGGGAGGAAACCGGAGAACCCGGAGGAAACCCACACAGACACGGGGAGAACGUGCAAAAUCCACACAGAAAGACCCGGGACGCCCCAGCCGGGAAUCGAACCCAGGCCGUCUUGCUGUGAGGCGGAAGUGCUACCCACCGCGCCACCGUGCCGCCCAGAAACAAUUAGCAGAAAGCUGUAGGAGAAAGAUGGUGCUAUGUAAACACACACAGUAUGACCACAAUGUAACAUGUAGUUUCUUAUACUGCUUUAAUGCAAUAAAUAUAUGUGUAUAAAACGUU